Molecule: messenger RNA, 1707 nt
Organism: Trichobilharzia regenti
Lineage: Eukaryota; Metazoa; Platyhelminthes; Trematoda; Strigeidida; Schistosomatidae
Source: the annotation of a GenBank genome assembly
AUGACAAGCAACUUCAAUUGUUUGUAUACAGAAGCAGCGUAUUUAGUUUGUCUUGUUAAAGGAGGAGUUUGUCGACUGAAAACUGGUUUAUACAAUAAUAACUUUAAAUAUGAUCUACGUAAAAUUUAUGCAUUAGCCUCAAAAACACUUAAUUCCUAUGGAAAUCUACUAAAAACUUUACAAAAAGCUAAUCUUCAACUAUCAGAGAAAUUACAUGACAUCCUUAAAGGACCAAAACAUUCACAUCGUUUCUUACUUGGUCAACUUCAUGAAUUUACUAAAGAUCAUUUGGCGGUGAAAAAGCUUCGUCAUGCGUAUAAACUGGUCGGGAAAUCUCCUGUUGUAGAGAAUAAAAAACAGAAAAAUGCAAAAGAACUGCUCCCCUGCUAUGCACGUGUCAAUCUUUUAAAGACUACACUGUCUAGUGUUUUAAAACACCUGGAGAAAUCUGGUUUCGAGCAUAUAGAAUAUAGUCAGUCGGAUAUUUCAUACAGAAAAUUUCGCAAAUAUGUUCGUCGACUUAAACGUAAUCAAUUUAUGCUGGAUUAUCAUCUUCCGCAUAUACUGUUAGUUUUCCCAUCUGGUACUACACUGCAUGAAUUGGAAUUAUACAAAUCGCAUUGUAUUCUUAUUCAAGAUAAGGCUAGUUGUUUCAGUGCAGAGAUACUUCAACCAAAUCCUAAAGCAGAUGUUAUCGAUGCUUGUGCUGCUCCAGGGAAUAAAACACUUCAAUUAGUCUCUAUGCUGUCUAAUCAAGCGACAAUUUUCGCUAUUGAUCGUGAUCCAAGCAGAUUUCGUCGCCUUUCAGAUAAUCUUACUUCUUGUGGAGUAGAUCGUUUAUCUGUGGUGUAUGAUAUAUCCUCUUCAACUACUGCUAAACAUCAAAAUAAUACUCAAAGUUCACAACCAUCAGUUCAAGCUUAUCUUGCAGAUUUUCUUUCUCUCGAUCCAUAUGAUCCACAAUUUUCAAAUGUUCAGUCAAUUCUCCUCGACCCAUCAUGUAGUGGUUCUGGUCUAUCAUUUCGUCAACCGGAUGGUCAACAUUUUGAAGAAUUACAAAAUCGUAAACCUGCCGGAUGUAAUCAUGGUGAUGAUGAUGUCUAUAAUGAAGAGUAUUCAUCUCGUUUGAAACGAUUGUCUAAUCUUCAAGCUUUACUAUUAAAACAUGCUUUGAAUUUUCCAAAUGUUCAACGUGUUGUCUAUUCAACGUGUUCAAUCCAUCCAGAAGAGAAUGAAGCAGUUGUACGUGAAAAUGCUGAUCGAGUAUCUGACAAAUUUCACUUAGAAACAAUUUGGCCUAACACAUCAUCCAAUGUUUCGUCAGAUAGUGUUACUACUACUGCUACUACUUCUCCAGCUUGGAAACGUCGUGGCCUGUCUGACGAAAAAUAUCAAUGUGAAUCGUGUAUACGAUCAUCUGAAGAAGAUUUAACUACUGGUUUCUUUGUUGCCUUAUUUGUAAGGCGAAAAGCUGAUAAGUCUUUGAAAAAAGGUUCAUCCUCACAGCCACUACCACCAUCAACGUCUACGACAAUAACGACGAAAACCCGAACAAUCAAAAGAACACCUGUAAACUGUCAGUCAUCUUUCACUACUGCUGAUGAUGAUAACAACAAAGCAGAAAAAGAAGAGAAGUCGAAUGAUGAUAAGCAGGAGAAGACGUUUACAUUUAAAGUGAGGAAGAAGUGUAGAAAAAUGCCGGACUGA